Messenger RNA from Oppia nitens, 698 nucleotides. Its product is annotated as protein spaetzle 5-like. Gene Ontology annotation, biological process: innate immune response; central nervous system formation; regulation of Toll signaling pathway. NCBI's taxonomy places the organism in Eukaryota, Metazoa, Arthropoda, Arachnida, Sarcoptiformes, Oppiidae. The transcript is spliced from 4 exons. The record is from RefSeq and is a predicted model, not a curated record. The coding region runs from base 129 to 698 and encodes 189 amino acids. Gene Ontology annotation, cellular component: extracellular region. Gene Ontology annotation, molecular function: growth factor activity; Toll binding.
CCCGAACCAUUGUGUUUCCAACUAAUAGUGAUAAUAAUAAUAAUAAUUUUGACAACAGAAGAAGAGACAUUUUUGUUGACAAUAGGAAUCAAAAAACUGAUUCAAAUUCUAAUUUAAGGGAUUCUGAAAUGAAAUUAAUUGAGAGGUCAAAGGUAUUGCUGCCAAAUCUCGAUUCAAAGGGAAGGCCUACUUGUUUAACAAAUCCUGACGACACGUAUUGUGAAAUUGUGCCAAAUUAUCCAAAUAAAACACUUAAACAGGAAAUUGAAUUUUCUCCGAUUGAAUUUCUGGAAAUAUUUGGCAAUAAAAUAGACGGAAGAAAAUCUUAUAUCGACGACGACUUAAGUGAAGUACGAGUUUGUCGACGGAUACCAAAAGUAAUUUAUCCACAAAUGGCCAAAAAUCAGGCCAACCAAUGGAUUUAUGUGGUCAAUGAAGUCGAGUACAUACAGGCAGUUGUGGCCGAAAUUUGCGAAAGCGAUGGUAAAUCAUGUGCUUAUUUAGAUCAAAAUUUGCCGCCCGGUAUGUACUCCCGGUGUCGACAAAAGUAUUCAUAUAAGCGAUUACUAGCAUUACAUCCGACAGAGAAGAGGACCUAUUCAGACAAAUUCAAGUUUCCUUCGUGUUGUGCCUGUUAUGUCAAAACCAAUGACCUCCUCAGCAGAUCUAUUAAAACUAGUCGAAGAAAAAGACUAUAA